This is a messenger RNA of Solea solea (common sole), 1060 nucleotides long. RefSeq lists its product as uncharacterized. Gene Ontology annotation, biological process: signal transduction. The record is from RefSeq and is a predicted model, not a curated record. The coding region runs from base 122 to 1060 and encodes 312 amino acids. NCBI's taxonomy places the organism in Eukaryota, Metazoa, Chordata, Actinopteri, Pleuronectiformes, Soleidae. The transcript has 5 exons.
CAAGCUCCUUUCCCUUUGUCUGAGAUCUGGUUUGCUCAGGAGACUGAAAACUUUGCCUCAGCAGCUUCGUCUUAUUUAGAUCAGUUUUUAUUUCAGCGACAUUUCACUUAGAGAAAUUAAAAUGCCAUCUCAUAUAAUGCUCUCUUACCAGUGGGACGACCAGGCUCUUGUGAAAAAGGUCUACAGCCGCCUCAAAGACGAUGGGCUACCUGUGUGGAUGGACAUAGAAGGAGGGAUAACAGGAAACAUCAACGACGCGAUGGCUGCAGGUGUGGAGGACGACGCAGUGAUUUGUCCUUUCAUGACUCCAGAAUACCAGGCUUCACGCAGCUGUAAGAAGGAGCUGAACUACGCAGAAAGCAGGGAGGCCAUCAUCGUACCAGUGAUGUUGGCUGAGAACUGGGAGGCCAGUGAGUGGCUGGGUCUGAUCACUGCAGGCCUGCUGUGGGUGGACUUCAGAAAUGCAGAGCGGGAGGAAGAGAACUUUGAGAUGUGUGUCAAAUCUUUGGAGGAGGAGAUCAUGUUCAACGCCGGUCACCUCCUGACGGUGGAUGAGCCUCCCAGAGAAGAGGUGGACCAGGCAGAACCACCAAAAAUCUGUCUGAAAAAGAAACCAGGCCGAAGUUUUCGCCAUGCCCUCUCACAGCUCUACAUCCAUGAGUCAGAUGAGCAGUUAAUCCACCCAACUACCGACAGCAGAAACUCAGUGGAGCUCAGUGACACGCGUGGAGAUCAGUGUUACUGGGAGGAGAUUAAAGGCAGCGGCUGUAAAUACUACAGGAAUGUUGUCACCAACAGGUUCCUCGGUAAGAAGAGAAAUACACCUUCACCCAACAGAAUAAACAAUAACUGGUUUGACUCAAACAGAAACCAGAUCCACUCUGAGGCCAGUCCCUCUGUCUCCGAAGAGUGGCUACUUCUGGUGGACCAGACGGACCAGAGCCAUAAGAGAGCUGUCGUCAUCAAGAACAAACGCACAGGGAGGUUCCUGGCAGUUCAAAAUGGCCGCUUCACUGGACUGACGUCCUACAACGAAGACUGCAAGUGGUUUUUAGAAUGA